AUGGCUGCUAGUGCAAAAAAAUAUCCACUGGGCUCUUCUCAGGAACAUAUUGAAAUGUGUAAAACCCAUGAUUUACCUAUUGAUAUGAUAUGCGAGGAAUGUGCCAAAACAGAUCAUAAGGAACAUGAUUGGAACACUCUACCCACGGUAGCUGCCGAAAAAAGGAGGGGUUUGAUUAGAUUUCUGAAAAAGAUCAAGGAAGAGGAUCCGUCUGGGAUUGAUGAGAAGAUAGAGAAGAUGUCAUUACAGAUCACAAAUGAACUGAACCAUGUGAAAUCUGAGUUACAGAGGAAGAAACAAGGAUUUGUUGACACGUUGGAAUUCAUGGAGGAGAACAACAGCACCAUGUCAGAUUACAGCUUCAUUGAUAACUACAGAGAACUGACAAAAAUGCUGUCUGAAUUGGAGUUUCAUAUGACAAACUGUGAAUUCACUAGAGGGGACGUCAAUGAUGAAUUAUUAAAUUCUGUGUUUGGAAAAACUUGGGAUUUAGAAGAUAUUGGUUCUAAAGAUGUAGAAAAAGUCAAUCAGCAAGGCAAAAAAGAACACAAAUUUUAUAUUUUUCCUAAUGACAUGUGUGUGACUGAUACUGGUAAUGUUUAUUUCACUGACGUCAGAAACAAGUCCAUCAGCCGACUGUCACCAUCAGGACCUGUCUCUACAGUCAUCAGUACAGAUCCACUGGUACCAGGAGGAAUCUUGACAGGUGAUGUCAUCCAUGAGUAUGAGUACCAGGAGGACGGUCAGACCAGACUGUUUACAGCCCCAUACAAAGUCACAGAGAACAGGAAAGGUGAUAUCUGUGUUGUGAACGGUACAGGUGUCACUACAGGUGAACUUAUAAUUAUGUCUCCCUCUGGUCGUAUGAAGUUAGUGUACCAUGGACUGAACCUGAUAAAGAAUCCAAAUGAUGUAGUGUGUGAUUCUCUCUGUAACAUCCUUGUUAAUGAUCUUUACAACAAACAGAUCCAUCUACUGAGUCCUGACGGGGAGUUCCUGAAGUUUAACUGA
Molecule: messenger RNA, 1011 nt
Organism: Saccostrea cuccullata (small rock oyster)
Lineage: Eukaryota; Metazoa; Mollusca; Bivalvia; Ostreida; Ostreidae
Exons: 4
Coding region: 1-1011 (336 amino acids)
Source: RefSeq, a predicted model, not a curated record